Penicillium taxi is the source of this 975-nucleotide messenger RNA. Its product is annotated as palmitoyl-protein thioesterase family protein. The record is from RefSeq and is a predicted model, not a curated record. Gene Ontology annotation, cellular component: lysosome. The coding region runs from base 1 to 975 and encodes 324 amino acids. The transcript has a single exon. Lineage: Eukaryota; Fungi; Ascomycota; Eurotiomycetes; Eurotiales; Aspergillaceae. Gene Ontology annotation, molecular function: palmitoyl hydrolase activity; thiolester hydrolase activity.
AUGCUGUGUUUCAUCCCGAUAUUGGCAUGCAUUACCGCGACUGCCGUUUCCGCAUCCAUUCCCACCCACAACAAUGCAGAUCAAAUACAGCUCCCACUCGUGAUCUGGCACGGCCUCGGUGACGACUUCCAGCGCGAUGGCCUACAAGAGCUAGUCGAGCUAGUAGAAACCACCAAUCCAGGCACAUACGUGCAUCUCAUCCACCUCGCCGACACAGGCAGUUCUGAUCGCCAACAGACUUUCUUCGGUAAUGUAACCGAGCAAAUGGAAAAUGUCUGUGGCCAGCUAGCCGCAGACCCGAUCCUCAGCACUGCACCAGCCGUCAACGCGCUAGGAUUCUCACAAGGCGGCCAGUUUCUCCGCGGCUAUAUCGAGCGUUGCAAUAACCCACCAGUUUACAACCUCGUCACGUACGGUAGCCAGCAUAACGGUAUCUCCGAGUUCCAAUCCUGCAAACUUGGCGACUGGUUCUGCAACUCCGCUGAGGCCCUGCUGCGGUCAGGCACGUGGGCCGAUUUUGUGCAGUCGCACAUUGUGCCUGCGCAGUACUUCCGUGACCCGGAGGAGCUGGACCAAUAUUUGGAGCAUAGCAAUUUCCUAGCUGACAUCAACAAUGAGCGAGCGAUCAAGAAUGAAGCGUAUAAGAAGCGGCUAGCGUCGCUGAACAAGUUUGUCAUGUACAUGUUUGAGAAUGACACCGUCGCUGUGCCGAAGGAGAGUGCUCACUUUGCCGAGAUCAAUGCCACCGAGGGAUCCGUUACGCCAUUGAAGGACAGGCUAAUCUACAAGGAGGAUUGGCUAGGACUGAAGAGCCUCGAUGAGCGGGGCAAGCUUGAUUUCCGCACUGUCCCUGGUGAGCAUAUGCGAUUGGAAGACGAUCAGUUGAAGAGCACCUUCAAAGAGUUCUUUUCUCCUGUUGAUAGUGUGAUUGUUUCUCAUUCUCCGGGCCUGUUGAUGCAAGAACCCGUUGUUUAA